GAAGCUCAAUAGCCUAGAGCGGAAUUCGCCGCUUUCCCCAAACGACGCUUGGAUUUCCGCCCUCAAUUCAUCGAACCUCGACAACUCUACCAUUGACUGUGGCCCAGAACAUCGCGUGUCUCACUUAACUCACUACCAUAAUAUCUGCGUUACAAAACAGUCAAUAUGCAUCCUCAUCUCCAUACAGAGGACAAUAGGGCCUGCGAAGAUGUCAUGAACAUGCUCGACGAAUGCCAUUCUCGUGGAUUUUUGUACAAGGCGGUUGGAAUGUGCAAUGGUGUUAAGAGGGACGUAACUCUUUGCCUGCGCGCUCAGCGUGUGGAGCGGACGGCGGCGAAUCGAGAGAAGGCGAGGAUAAAGCGAGAGCAGAUCAAGGCCAUAUGGGCGAAGAUUGACGAGGAGUCAUAAGAACUACGGACGGGUCAUUGGCAUUGGUGGGAGGAAUGGAGGGCGAGAAGGGAGACUAUGAUACGAAUACAUUGGGCGGAGUUUGGAAGUCUCAUUAGGCGUUAAAGGAAACGUCCAAGCAGCGAUGGGAUUUGCCAGACUAUUAGGAUGCAUGCAAAGAGCAGUCUCGACUCAGCGUGCGAGGCACUGUACAGUACAAAAGAAUAACAACUCCUUCAAUUGAAUACACAUGUUUCAACCUAGGUGCUUCUCCAGCUACAACCUAUUCUUAUACGCAGUGCCGUACGUAAACAGUCCGUACAGAGCAAGGAGACUCAAACCAAUUGGAAGCCCCUUCUGAGUCUUAAUAGCGCGAGGAAUGGAUGAGCCAGCAAGCACCAAGGAGGCAAGGAGGGCGAGCUCGAGCCCAUAUUGCUGGUUUGUGGCAAUGCGGUAGCCGCCUAGGGCGUACUAUGAACGGUUAAUUUAAUCUCAUGCAGCAUGGAAUCAUUCAUACCAGAGCACCAACAGCAGUUCCAGCGAUAACAGAUGGCAACGAUCCGGUGCGAAUGUAUCCGGUGAUGCCGCCACCUGCUGUGAGAGCCGCAAGCACAUAAGCGGGGACUUCGUUGACCUAGCAUGGGUAAGUCAAGAGUAUAUAAUUCACAUAAUUUUCCCUACCAUUUUUGCUGCGUAUAUGUUUAGAUACUAUGUUUCAGAGCAAUCGAAAAAGGUUUUCUAGACUUAAUUGUUCGUCG
This is a messenger RNA of Pseudogymnoascus destructans, 1145 nucleotides long. RefSeq lists its product as uncharacterized. The record is from RefSeq and is a predicted model, not a curated record. The transcript has 2 exons. The coding region runs from base 166 to 408 and encodes 80 amino acids. NCBI's taxonomy places the organism in Eukaryota, Fungi, Ascomycota, Leotiomycetes, Thelebolales, Thelebolaceae.